UCGUUACAGGUGAAUGAAUCAGACCCAGAGUACGGAGAAAUAAAAUCAUUGUUCCUUCAAAGUCAGCAGAACGUUGAUAUUACGUCAAUAGACAGGAUAGAAAAUGGUGAUUUGUGGGAGAACUAUAUGAUGAAGAAAUCCAAAAUGUUGAAAAAGAAAAAUGAAGGACAACUCGGAGAAAAAAGAGUAUUCCAUGACACAAUGAACAAAAAUAUACCUGCUAUUUGUAAGCAAGGGUUUGACUCCAGGCUCAAUGAUCAGACAACAGUAUACGGAAAAGGCUGCUAUUUUGCGACUUAUUCAAGCUACUCUGAUAGCUAUGCUGAGUGUGGUGCGGAAAAAUCCAUGUUUGUUGCAAAAAUUUUGCCAGGAGAAUACGUAUGCGGAAACUCUUCUUAUUGUCGCCCUCCACAUAAAGACGCAUCAGAUCCAACCAGCGACCUCUACGACUCAUGUGUAGAUAACGUGUUGAAUCCAUCGAUCUUCGUGAUAUUUGACAACAACCAGACAUAUCCAGAAUUCCUGAUUCGAUAUACAGAAUGAAGUAAUACUUUGUUUUGAGAUGUAAUCUUUUCAUUUUCGGAUGGAUCAAUAUUGCCUUUUUUGAAAAAAGGACUUAAAACUGUUCAAACGGUUUAUGUUUAAGAACUGUAUAUAUUUAUAUGUUGUUUUUUUAUGUUAAUGAUUUACUGAGUUGAUUUUUUUCUUCUUUUAUCUUUUGUAACCGUCAGUGUGUUUCUUUUAUUUGUCAAAAACAUUGUUUUCGUUUUUUAUGUUUUUAAAAAUUAAUUAUUUAAAAACAAAAGAAAUUAUAUGUGCAGUGCAUUUUGCGCUUGUGUGAAAUCUUACUAAUCAGUGUACUUUCAGUAUUAACCACAAACAAAACAUAAAUAACAAAAGGAUAAAUACAAUGAACCUUCUUUUAUGAGAUAUCUCAAACGGCGUUUUUGAAGUCGUCAAAGUAAUCUUAGAUGUACGUUUUCGUUAGCUCAUCCAUACAGUCAUUCGCGCAGACAUUUGUAUUGUUGUUUCAAUAAUGUGUAGAAUAUGCUAUAUAAUAAAAGAAUUUAAUCUCAGCAUACCAUGAGUAUUUUUCUUCCUUUUUGCUUGAUAAAUGCGUGUUUUAGUCGUUAAAUUUUCAAGUGAAUGUUUUCAACCUCCCUUACACCAACAGUUAACAUACAGUAAUUGUUAUUUUAAUUGUAGUAUGAAAUAUGUAACCAAUAA
This is a messenger RNA of Ruditapes philippinarum (Manila clam), 1227 nucleotides long. RefSeq names its product protein mono-ADP-ribosyltransferase PARP11-like. The coding region runs from base 127 to 543 and encodes 138 amino acids. NCBI's taxonomy places the organism in Eukaryota, Metazoa, Mollusca, Bivalvia, Venerida, Veneridae. The transcript is spliced from 3 exons. Gene Ontology annotation, molecular function: NAD+ poly-ADP-ribosyltransferase activity. The record is from RefSeq and is a predicted model, not a curated record.